Molecule: messenger RNA, 207 nt
Organism: Microthlaspi erraticum
Lineage: Eukaryota; Viridiplantae; Streptophyta; Magnoliopsida; Brassicales; Brassicaceae
Source: the annotation of a GenBank genome assembly
AUGUUGAGAACCCGUCUUCUGUGGUUUACGCUUGGGUUUUCCGUCACCGGAGCUUCGAUCGCUAAUCUCGUGUGGCGGGAUCUCUAUGCCGAACGUUUCGCUAUUUCUUCUGAUAUGAAAGAGAAAUUCAGUGCUCUAGAAGGUCGGGUUUCGGGCCUGGAGUCCGCCGGUUAUGAGAACCCGAGCCCAACUCAGGUUGAGACUUGA